Messenger RNA from Brassicogethes aeneus, 843 nucleotides. NCBI's taxonomy places the organism in Eukaryota, Metazoa, Arthropoda, Insecta, Coleoptera, Nitidulidae. The record is from the annotation of a GenBank genome assembly.
AUGAAUUUGGAAAUAAUCCUGAACACAUUAGAAUCUUCCGGGCAGUCCGGAAGAGCAAUAACCACAGAAGAAAGCAUAGUUUUGUACAAUUCUCUGUUGAUUCUUCAAAAUGAGAACCAUUUUCGCAAAAUUUAUUUCUGGGGCAAAAUUUUUGGAUCCGAUAAAGAUUAUUUUGUGGCUUAUGGUUAUGUCAAUGAUGCCUUGUUGGGAAGGAUAUAUUACUAUAGCAGGGAUUGUAUCAAUUGGGGGUUGCUUCCUUUACCAAAAGACGAGGCCAAGUUGUUAACUCCAUUGUGUACGACAAUGUUUCAAGGUGAUCCAGCUUUGGUGAUUGAUAUUCUAAUAGAAAAAGGUGAAAUUGCUUUGGGAAAAGUGGUAAAAGAGCAUAAAGUACGUAAAUUAAAGGAGGAAGAUCGUUUAUCUGCUACCAUAUACUAUUUGAAUCAAGAAGCAGUUUUGGUACCUCGAGGUGCAUUAUUUAAAAGACCUGAUGGGGUAACAAUCGAAAACAGAACUUUUGAAGGUUUAUCAGAGUUGGAAUCCAGAGAAAUAAAAACCUUCUUGCACUACAGAAAUCCAACUCAAAAAUGGAAUACCAACCUUCUAACAAGGGAUGAUUAUAAUUAUGCUUUGGAUUUUUUGGAUCCAGCUGAUAUGGAUAUUCCUGAGGGAUGCUUUAUGCACCAUUUGGUCGCCGGGAAUACCAUAGUACUUAUUAAACCAAUGUAUUGGCCUGGAAUGAUUUUUUUUCAUUAUAUUCAGACCAAUAGGUAUGGGUUUGUAUAUUUUGGAAAUGGAAAGAAGUGCUUGGAUGUACCCUUUUUAUUAUUACCAAAUUUAUAA